AUGGAAGAGAGAAUGCGGUCGGUGCCGAGAAGGCAGACGAGCCUGGGGAGCAUUGGCCGGAGCUUGAGCCGGGGGGUGGAGGAGGUGUUUUCCGGCGGCGGCGCCGGCGGGACACCUCAGCGGCGGAGCGCUCGUGGGGAGGAGGACGAAGAGGCCCUCAGGUGGGCGGCGCUGGAGAAACUGCCGACUUACGAUCGGCUGAGGAAGACUGUGCUCAAGUCGUUUAUGGAGACUCCGACUAACGGGAGCCUGAAAGUUGUUCACCGGGAAGUCGACGUGAGAAAGCUGGACAUAAACGAGCGGCAGGAGUUCAUCGACCGCUUUUUCAAGGUGGCCGAGGAAGACAAUGAGAAAGUUGGUAUUGAUCUUCCGACAGUUGAAGUAAGAUUCGAGAACCUGACUAUUGAAGCUGACUGCUUUGUCGGCGACAGAGCACUACCGACACUUCCAAACGCGGCCCGUAACCUAGCCGAGACAACAUUGGGUUGUUUUGGAGUUAGGAUGGCUCAAAAGACUAAGCUCACUAUACUAAAGGAUGCCUCAGGCAUCAUAAAGCCCUCUAGGAUGACACUAUUGUUAGGACCACCGUCCUCCGGUAAAACAACCCUUUUGUUGGCUCUAGCGGGAAAAUUAGACCCUACUUUAAAGGCAACUGCUAUGCAGGGUGUGGAGAGCAGCCUUAUUACAGAUUAUACUUUGAGGAUAUUGGGACUUGAUGUGUGUAGAGACACCAUUGUUGGAGAUGAAAUGAUAAGAGGCAUUUCAGGAGGUCAAAAAAAGCGUGUAACUACAGGCGAGAUGAUUGUGGGUCCCACAAAGACGCUUUUCAUGGACGAGAUAUCGACCGGCCUCGACAGCUCCACCACGUUUCAGAUAGUCAAGUGCUUGCAGCAGAUCGUCCACCUCACCGAGGCCACCGUAUUCAUGUCCCUCCUCCAACCCGCACCCGAGACCUUCGACCUCUUUGAUGACGUCAUCUUGUUAUCCGAAGGUCAGAUCGUGUAUCAGGGCCCACGCCAGCAUGUCGUCGACUUCUUCCAAACCUGCGGCUUCACUUGCCCCGAGCGAAAAGGGACUGCUGAUUUCUUGCAAGAGGAGCAAUACUGGGUCGACCGAUCCAAGCCCUACCGUUACAUACCCGUCUCGGAAUUUGCCCAACGGUUCAAGCGCUUUCACGUCGGCCUACGUCUCGAAAACGAGCUCUCCGUACCUUACGAUAAGGACAGGACUCACAAGGCGGCCCUUGUCUUCAAAAAAUACUCCGUACCCAAACGGGAGCUUCUCAAGGCCAAUUUCGACAAAGAGUGGCUCCUCAUCAAGAGAAACUCGUUCGUCUACGUUUUUAAGACAGUGCAGAUUUUCAUAGUCGCCAUUAUCACGUCGACUCUGUUCUUGCGGACAAACAUGCACACGAGAAAUGAACAGGAUGGAGCCGUUUAUAUUGGCGCGCUUCUGUUUAGUAUGAUAUGCAAUACUUUUAACGGGUUUGCCGAGCUUUCGCUCACUAUACAGAGGCUUCCGGUUUUUUACAAGCAUAGGGACCUUCUGUUUCAUCCGGCUUGGGCUUUUACGCUGCCGACUUUUCUGUUGAGGAUUCCGAUUUCGAUUUUUGAAGCGGUUGUGUGGAUGGUCACCACUUAUUAUACGAUUGGAUUCACGCCCGAGCCUAGCAGGUUCUUCAAGCAAUUCCUGCUGAUAUUCGUGAUCCAGCAAAUGGCGGCAGGGAUAUUCAGGCUGAUAGCCGCAAUAUGCAGGACAAUGAUCAUUGCUAACACCGGUGGCGCAUUAACUCUUUUGCUAGUGUUCCUUUUGGGCGGCUUCAUUCUUCCGAAAAACCAAAUUCCGGACUGGUGGGGUUGGGGCUACUGGCUAUCACCUCUGACCUAUGGAUAUAACGCCAUUGCAGUCAACGAGAUGUUUGCUACGAGAUGGAUGAACAAAUUGGCCUCGGAUAACAGAACUAGAUUGGGAGUGGCCAUUUUGAACAACUUUAAUAUCUUCCCACAGAGAAACUGGUAUUGGAUAGGGGUUGGUGCACUUGUGGGGUUCACGCUAUUGUUCAACGUUCUUUUCACUUUCGCCCUCAUCUCUUGGAAAGCCACAAGCCAUAAUAUCGAAAGAGGAAGCAAGGGAAAUGGAAACCAACCAAGACGAGAAUACCCCCAGACUCAGAACAACAAAUCCGAGACAAGAUUCCUUCCGCAGAUCCUUAUCCAACGACGAUGGGAACAACACAACGGAGAUGACCAUCCAACGUAUGAGCAGCCUUUCAAGUGUCUACGGACUCAGCCGAAGUCAAAACUCGAGCCUCGGGACCGUGAGAGGAAACGCACCUAAGAGAGGAAUGGUUUUGCCUUUCACGCCUUUAUCAAUGUCCUUUGACAAUGUCAACUAUUAUGUCGACAUGCCACCGGAAAUGAAGGAACAAGGAGUGACAGAGGAUAGGCUUCAACUUCUUCGUGAGGUGACAAGCGCUUUCCGGCCCGGAAUCCUAACGGCAUUGAUGGGAGUGAGUGGGGCCGGCAAAACCACACUGAUGGACGUUUUGGCGGGAAGAAAAACCGGAGGCUAUAUCGAGGGCGAUAUCCGAAUAUCCGGUUUUCCCAAAAAUCAAGAGACUUUCGCGAGAAUCUCCGGUUAUUGUGAACAAAAUGACAUCCACUCGCCUCAAGUGACCGUACGCGAAUCUCUUAUUUAUUCCGCAUGCCUCCGCCUUCCGGAAGAAGUCAACAAGGAACAAAAGAUGGCUUUUGUGGAUGAGGUGAUGGAGUUAGUGGAAUUAGAUAAUCUCAAGGAUGCUAUAGUGGGGAUACCAGGAGUCACAGGAUUAUCGACCGAGCAAAGGAAGAGAUUGACUAUAGCUGUGGAGCUCGUUGCAAAUCCUUCGAUUAUAUUCAUGGAUGAGCCGACUUCAGGUCUCGAUGCACGUGCAGCGGCUAUAGUAAUGAGGACUGUGAGGAACACUGUGGAUACUGGCAGGACUGUGGUCUGCACCAUUCAUCAGCCUAGCAUCGACAUUUUCGAAUCUUUUGAUGAGUUGCUUUUGAUGAAAAGAGGAGGGCAGGUGAUUUAUGCAGGACCUUUGGGCCGGCACUCGCAGAAGAUCAUUGAGUACUUCGAGGCGAUUCCCGGUGUUCCAAGAAUCAAAGAGAAGUAUAAUCCGGCCACAUGGAUGCUUGAAGCUAGCUCGAUGGCAAUGGAAGCUAAACUCGGGAUUGAUUUUGCCGAACACUACAAAUCAACAGCCUUAUACGAGCGAAACAAUGCAUUAGUGAAAGAACUAAGUAUACCGGUUCCAGGGGCAAAAGACUUGUACUUCAACACACAAUACUCACAAUCCACUUGGGGACAGUUUAAAUACUGCCUCUGGAAACAAUGGUGGACUUAUUGGAGAAGCCCGGAUUAUAAUCUCGUCAGAUAUUUCUUCACUUUGGCUUGCGCACUUCUUGUCGGGACAAUCUUCUGGCGAGUUGGCACACAAAAGAAUACGGACACGGAUCUUUUGACGAUCAUAGGCGCCAUGUAUGCUUCUGUACUGUUUGUCGGGAUAAAUAAUUGUUCUACGGUACAACCUGUUGUAGCCAUCGAGCGAACUGUGUUCUAUAGAGAAAGGGCUGCAGGGAUGUACUCUGCUCUACCAUAUGCUAUUGCACAGGUCAUUGUAGAAAUACCGUACGUGCUCAUUCAGACGACGUACUAUACCAUAAUCGUGUAUGCGAUGGUGAGCUUCGAGUGGACGGCAGCUAAAUUCUUUUGGUUCUAUUUCGUCACAUUUUUUUCGUUCCUAUACUUCACGUAUUACGGGAUGAUGACUGUCUCCAUCACACCAAACCAUCAAGUUGCCGCGAUUUUUGCAGCUGCUUUUUACGCGUUGUUCAAUCUGUUUUCCGGGUUCUUCAUCCCCAGGCCUAAAAUCCCAAAGUGGUGGGUAUGGUAUUACUGGAUUUGCCCGGUGGCAUGGACAGUCUACGGACUAAUCAUCGGACAAUAUGGCGAUGUUGAGACAACAAUUAGUGUGGCCGGAAUGAGCACACAACCGACCAUCAAAUCGUACAUUCAGACCCAUUUUGGGUACGAUCCCGACUUCAAAGGCCCAGUUGCAGCCGUGCUUGUUGGCUUUGCGGUUUUUUUCGCCUUCAUGUAUGCCUAUUGCAUCAAAACCUUAAAUUUCCAAAUGAGGUAAAUGAAUUGAUGAGGUUGAAAUCAUGAUGAAACUCUUCUUUGUGAAGUGUACAGACUUUUCUUUUCAUUUUUUUUUUUUUUUUCAAUAAUUUGUUGGGGGUUGCAUUUUUAUGUUUUAAGUUGGUUCUGUUUAUAUAGAGAACGACGUUGAUAGCUUUGUUAUGUAACGAUGAGCCUAGAAAAUCAGAAUCAGAUUGUGUGUAAUAAUGUUACUUGUAUUAGAUAUUUGUGGUUUUAUAGUAACUGAUUAUGUAGUUUGAGAUACUACUUUCUGAGUCAAG
Messenger RNA from Striga asiatica, 4463 nucleotides. NCBI's taxonomy places the organism in Eukaryota, Viridiplantae, Streptophyta, Magnoliopsida, Lamiales, Orobanchaceae. The record is from the annotation of a GenBank genome assembly.